Messenger RNA from Girardinichthys multiradiatus, 1926 nucleotides. RefSeq names its product tripartite motif-containing protein 16-like. The record is from RefSeq and is a predicted model, not a curated record. Bases 117 to 1304 code for a protein of 395 amino acids. NCBI's taxonomy places the organism in Eukaryota, Metazoa, Chordata, Actinopteri, Cyprinodontiformes, Goodeidae. The transcript has a single exon. Gene Ontology annotation, molecular function: zinc ion binding; protein binding.
AUGAACUGUAUUAGAAGCUUCAACCUCAUUAUGAUGUGGCUCCAUUAAAGAAACACAAGCUGGUGGAGCCCUCCAAGAACCUCCAGGAGAACAUCUGCUCUCGUCAUGAUGAGGUGAUGAAGAUGUUCUGUCGUACUGAUCAGAAGUGUAUCUGUUAUCUCUGCUCUGUGGAUGAACAUAAAGGUCACGACACAGUCUCAGCUGCAGCAGAAAGGACUGAGAGGCAGAGAGAGCUGGAGGUGAGACGAGAAAAAAUCCAGCAGAGAAUCCAGGACAGAGAGAAAGAUGUGAAGCUGCUUCAACAGGAGGUGGAGGCCAUCAAUCACUCUGCUGAUAAAACAGUGGAGGACAGUGAGAAGAUCUUCACUGAGCUGAUCCGUCUCAUCCAGAAAAGAAGCUCUGAUGUGAAGCAGCAGAUCAGAUCCCAGCAGGAAACUGAAGUGAGUCGAGUCAAAGAACUUCAGGAGAAGCUGGAGCAGGAGAUCACUGAGCUGAAGAGGAAAGAUGCUGAGCUGAAGCAGCUCUCAAACACAGAGGAUCACAACCAGUUUCUCCACAACUACCCCUCACUGUCAGCACUCAGUGAGUCUACACACUCAUCCAGCAUCAAUAUCCGUCCUCUGAGAUACUUUGAGGAUGUGACAGCAGCUGUGUCAGAGCUCAGAGAUAAACUACAGGACAUCCUGAGAGACACAUGGACAAACAUCUCACUGACCCUCACUGAGGUGGAGGUUUUACAGUCAGAACCAGAACCAAAGAGCAGAGCUGGAUUCUUAAAAUAUUCAUGUGAAAUCACACUGGAUCCAAACACAGCAAACAGACGACUGUUACUAUCAGAGGAGAACAGGAAGGUGACAAUGAUGGAUCAACAUCAGUCUUAUUCUAGUCAUCCAGACAGAUUCACUGAUUGUUCUCAGGUUCUGAGUAGAGAGAGUCUGACUGGACGUUGUUACUGGGAGGUGGAGAGGAGAUGGAGAGUUUCUGUAGCAGUCGCAUAUAAGAACAUCAGCAGAGUAGGAAGUGAGAAUGAAUGUGAAUUUGGAUGUAAUGACAAAUCAUGGGCAUUAAAUUGUUCCCAAAACGGUUCUAGGUUUGGUCACAACAAGAUCUGGACCUCCAUCUCAGGUCCUGGUUCCUCCAGAGUAGGAGUGUACCUGGAUCACAGAGCAGGUCUUCUGUCCUUCUACAGCGUCUCUGAAACCAUGACUCUCCUCCACAGAGUCCAGACUACAUUCACUCAGCCGCUAUAUGCUGGACUUUGGGUUUGUCUGGCAUCUUCUGCAGAGUUCUGUAAACCCAAAUAGACAGAAUUUACUGAAGGUUCAGUGAGUUUGAUUCUGAUUUAAUUCUCCAACAGAUUUUUUCUUGAUCAUUGUUGUUUUAUGUCUAAACUUAACAGGAAUCAAUAGUCAGAGAUUGUCAUUGUUGUUCUGUUGAAUUUGUUCAUUUCUAAACAUUGUUCUCUAAAACAGCUGAUCAGAACCAGAAUAUUUGCUGUUUUUCCCUCCUUGUUGCUUUUAGCAGCAAAGACUGUGAACUCAGUAAUAAAAUGACAAAUGAUUCCCAGGUUGAAGAAGUGAAACCAGUUCUUUGAUCACCUUCUUGUUUGAACACAUUUUGUUGAGUCCUGACUCACAGGAGACAACAGAUAUUGUCUCAUUGUGGACUUGAGCUGAUUUCAUGUCUUGUUGAUUUUUAGGAGGAGAAACUUCACAAUAAAGCUGUCAUGUUGCUUCACUGUUGGUGGUUGUAAAGUUUGAAUUUAGGUGUGUUUCAAAUGUCUUGGAAAUAAAAACAAAUAAAAAGAUAACAGAAAAGAAAAGGAGAAGCCAUGUUUAACAAUGCAUUCAAGGCAACCAUGGAAGAAAAAUGUUAAAUGUGUAUGACAGAAUCAAAUUCAAAUGUCAUAUUAAACCAUUUGCAUGA